This is a messenger RNA of Rhagoletis zephyria (snowberry fruit fly), 1642 nucleotides long. RefSeq lists its product as uncharacterized. The record is from RefSeq and is a predicted model, not a curated record. Lineage: Eukaryota; Metazoa; Arthropoda; Insecta; Diptera; Tephritidae.
UCUUAAAACUUGGCAAUAAUAAAAAAGCUUUGCAUAGUAGAAAUGAGAAAAUGGAAAAUACCUAGUUUGUUUAUAUAUAGCGAACAAAGCAGAUCAAAGAUUCGCGAAAAUAUUUUUGGUUACAUUUAGAUAUAGUUUAAAUAUAGUAAGAAAAAUCAAAACGGGUGUUUUAUAGACGUAAAUUUCACAUAAUUCUAAGAUAUUUGAAAAUAUAUUUCGAUAUUUAACCUUGAUGGAUAUUUGAACUCGACAUACAUAUGUGUAUUAAUUUUACUAUACAGUUUUUGGUUGGUGCUAUUUUGAGGUUAUUACUCUCUAACUCAACUUGUAAGCUUCAAAUGGAGAAUGUUAUUUAAAGAAUAGUGAAUAAAAAAGAUCUAACUAAACACAACCUUUGUAGCUAUCAAAUAAAAAGAAGACCCAACCACUUACAUCAUGCACGAAAGACGAGUUGAAAAAGUCAAAGGUGGACAUUAUGUUGCUACACACAGUCAACCUGUUGGAUAUCCUCCAUAUUCGCAUUCCAAUCGUGCUUAUUCUACAGAUGGUGAAGAAUCACACAAUGCAGCGUCCGGGCCCGCAAUCGGCGGAUAUACAGUUGCCCAAGAGUAUCCAUAUACAUCUGCUCGCAAAAUGAAUUUAUAUCAAAAUCAUCAAAGUCCAGCAGACGAGACUAGUGUAAUAUAUAAUCAAAAAUGGUCUAAUGGGUCACCACAAACACGCACCCUAUCUGCUCUAAGCUAUGAUCAAGGUGGAGAUGUGAGUAGUGAAAUCUAUGUGACCAGUGCCGCUUACAAGGAGCCCUCGGAAAUAAGUCGCUACAGCCAUCGGCCACAGUCCCGCGGAGCGUCACAUAGCGUUUAUUCGGUUGCAAGUACCGCGAAGACUGGUCAGAGUGCUCAUUCAACAACGAAACGUGGAGUAAAAAUCGAUGCAAUGUCGGCUCCAAAUCCAUUUUGCCCUAACAUAAAAGGCGUUUGCUGCCUUAUGCUGCUCCUCAAUUUAGGUCUAAUUCUUGUAACAUUAGGCUUUGUAAUUGUGGUUCAAUUCUAUGAACCUCUUUACGUGUGGAUACUUGGGAUUAUAUUUUUGAUAUUUGGAUUCCUUACUCUCAUUGGGUGCAUGAUAUACUGCGUACAUGUUUGCAGAGAUGCCAAAACUCCUUCUCAAGUGCGCAACGAAAAUCUUUAUUGGACACGACAUUGGCAAAAUAACAUCGGCUACGUACCUACCAAAGAAAUUUCGUAUAAAGGAAAUAAUAAAUAUGAUGGGUACUCGGACCAUUAUUCAAUAAGCAAAGUGAGCGGAAAAUACUCGGACCGUGGCAGCAAUCAUUAUUAGAAAAACGUGUACUUUUACCAAUUAACGAAUUCGCGCGCUAAAAAUUUAAAUCGAUUGUGAAUGCCUAAAACGUAUACUAUAAUAAUCUAAAUUAUACUCAUAUAUAUGUGUUAUACCUGGGCCGACUUGAGUCAUUAGUUGGACUUUAUCUUUGUUGUACUUACAAGUUAAUAAGUUUUCACACAUAAAAAUAUAUACAUAAAUACAUACAUGUAUACUGUACCAAUAACAUUUACAAAUAUAAAACACUCAUUAACACAGCACAAUAAAUAUGUCGCUAUUGUAAAUACGGUAAGAAAAA